Messenger RNA from Sporothrix brasiliensis 5110, 2457 nucleotides. RefSeq lists its product as uncharacterized. The transcript has a single exon. The record is from RefSeq and is a predicted model, not a curated record. Gene Ontology annotation, molecular function: carbohydrate binding; catalytic activity. Bases 1 to 2457 code for a protein of 818 amino acids. Gene Ontology annotation, biological process: carbohydrate metabolic process. NCBI's taxonomy places the organism in Eukaryota, Fungi, Ascomycota, Sordariomycetes, Ophiostomatales, Ophiostomataceae.
AUGCCUUUUGAUGUUCGUCGACUCGUCGGUCCCACCGCCUCGGGGGACCGCUACGACCUCACCAGCCCGACGGCCCUGCCCAAGGCGGCCGGCUUCCUGUGGAACAACAAGAUGAUGAUCCAGGCCACUUGCCGUGGCUAUGCCACUGCCCAGUUCAUGCAGCCCGAGCCAGCCAAAUACUCGCACGCGCCGAAUCUCGAGGCCAAGACCUUCAUGCAGCCGGAACAAAGCUACUACGCCGACCACCCGGGCCGCUUCGUGUACGUCCAGGACCUCGAUAGAAACGAGCUCUUUUCCGCCCCCUACGAGCCCGUCCGCAAGCCGCUCGACAAGUAUGUGUUCUCCGUCGGCAAGAGUGAUCUGCGGUGGACGUGCGAGCUGGACGAUCUCAAGGUCGACAUGAUCCUCAGCCUGCCGACAAACGACGUCGCCGAGCUCUGGACGGUCCGCGUCUCCAACAUGGCGCCUCGCAAGCGCCGCGUCGCCAUCACGCCCUACUUUGUCAUUGGCUGCAUGUCCUGGAUGAACCAGUCGGCCGAGCACCGCAGCGACCUCCAGGGCAUUGUCGCCUCCAGCAUCACGCCGUACCAGAAGGUCGAGGACUAUUUCAAGAACAAGUCGCUGCGCCUCAAGGACAAGACCUAUUUCCUCUGGGAAACGGCGCCGGAUUCGUGGGAGACCGUCCAGGACAUCUUCCACGGCGAGGGCGGCAUCCAUGCGCCCUCGGCGCUUGUGGACGAUGACAAGCUCGGCUGCCACGACGCGCGCUACGAGACGCCGGCCGCCGUCGUGCAGUACCGCGCCGAGCUCGACGAGGGCGAGGACCGCGAGUACCGCUUCGUCUUUGGCCCCGCCUGCGACGACGCCGAAAUCAAGUCCAUUCGCUCCAAGUACCUGAGCCGCGACGGCUUUGCCCGCGCGGCCCGCGACUACGCCCGCUACAUUGAGCUGGGCCGCGGCUGUCUGCAGGUCCAGACGCCCGACAAGGAGCUCGACAACUUUAUCAACAACUGGCUGCCGCGCCAGGUCUACUACCACGGCGGCGUCAACCGCCUCACGACCGACCCUCAGACCCGCAACUACCUGCAGGACAACAUGGGCAUGGCCUACAUCCGCCCCGCCUCGCUGCGCGGGGCCUUUCUCAAGGCGCUGUCCCAGCAGGAAGCUAACGGCUCCAUGCCCGACGGCAUCCUCCUGGCCGAAGGCGCCGAGCUCAAGUACAUCAACCAGGUGCCGCACACCGACCACUGCGUCUGGCUGCCCAUUGCCCUGGAUUCGUACCUGGCCGAGACCGCCGAUUUCUCCAUUCUCGAUGUGCCCGUCAAGGGCGACAGCGACGGCCGAACCAUGUCCGUCUUUGAGCGCGUCAGCGAGGCCAUGCAGUGGCUGCUGACGAGCCGUGACGAGCGCGGCCUGAGCUACAUUGCCCAGGGCGACUGGUGCGAUCCCAUGAACAUGGUCGGCUACAAGGGCAAGGGCGUGUCGGGCUGGCUGACGCUGGCGACCGGCUAUGCUCUGCGCCUCUUUGCCGAGGUGUGCGAUCGCCGUGCCGGGAACGCGGAGUCGCUGAUUGGCGCUGCCAAGGACGAGGGGGCGGCCAAGGCCGCGGGCGAGCUGGCGAUCCGGUUCCGCGAGGGCUGCAAGGACGUCAACGAUGCCGCCAACACGCAUCUCUGGGACGGCGACUGGUUUGCCCGCGGCAUCACCGACGACAAUGUCGUCUUUGGCACCAAGAAGGAUGCCGAGGGCCGCAUCUGGCUGAACCCGCAGACGUGGGCCAUUCUGAGCGGUGCCGCCAGCCCCGAGCAGUGCGACAAGAUGCUGCCGGAAGUCGACAGCCAGCUGGGCACGCCCUAUGGCGUGACCAUGUUUGCGCCUCCCUUCACGGGGAUGCGCGAGGACGUCGGCCGCGUGUCGCAAAAGUUUCCCGGCAGCGCCGAGAACGGUGCGGUCUACAACCACGCCGCGGUCUUUUACGCGCACGCCCUCUACACCAUGGGCGGCCGCCAGGUCGAUCGUGCCUACACGGUCCUGCGCCAGAUGCUGCCCGGCCCGUCCGACGAGGACUACAAGCGCCGCGGCCAGCUGCCCGUCUACAUUCCCAACUACUACCGCGGCGCCUACCACCUGUACCCGCGCACCGCCGGCCGGUCGAGCCAGCUGUUCAACACGGGCACCGUCUCGUGGGUGUACCGCUGCUUCAUCGAGGGUCUGUGCGGCCUGCGCGGCGUGCCCCGCGGCCUGCGCAUUGCGCCGCAGCUGCCGUCCAAGUGGAACGCCAUUACCGUGACGCGCGAGUUCCGCGGCGCCACCUUCAAGGUCGACAUUCGCCGGUCCCGCGACGUGAAGAGCACACGCGUGCGGUUCGCGGGCCAGUCCGACUUCCUCCCGGAGCCCAUUGUCACGGACAUUGAGGCGGGCCGCACCUACAACCUCACCGUCCUAGUCCCGCAGUAA